This is a messenger RNA of Mucor mucedo, 414 nucleotides long. RefSeq lists its product as uncharacterized. Lineage: Eukaryota; Fungi; Mucoromycota; Mucoromycetes; Mucorales; Mucoraceae. The record is from RefSeq and is a predicted model, not a curated record. The transcript is spliced from 2 exons. The coding region runs from base 1 to 414 and encodes 137 amino acids.
AUGGAAUAUGACGAUGAGAAAAAUAAAGGAAGAACGACAGUGGCUUAUAAAGAUGUAAAAACCUACUACGAUGACAGGUUCCGAUAUCAAGAAAAUUAUAAGAAAUUUAACAUUUUAACUAUUCUACCGUUACCAGGUCGGAAUCCAAAUGACCUACUGGACAUUGACAUACGGUUCUAUCUGUAUCAGACUGAGAUUAAGCACGGAGUAAAUAUUAAAAAAAAAAAAGUAUUUACACAAGGUCUUAUCCCAAAGACAAUGCUCAUGUUGCCAAUGAUGACACUGAAAAACGUAAUGGUUACAUUCAUUAUUGGAAACAGUGAAAUGAAAUAUAGUCAAUACGAGAGAUCAGCAAUCCCUGUCGAUAGUGGAGGGACUGGGAUCCAAGGAACCAUUCCGGAAGAAGUAACCUAA